Cloeon dipterum is the source of this 3158-nucleotide messenger RNA. Its product is annotated as leucine-rich repeat-containing G-protein coupled receptor 4-like. The transcript has 10 exons. Gene Ontology annotation, molecular function: protein binding. The record is from RefSeq and is a predicted model, not a curated record. Gene Ontology annotation, cellular component: extracellular matrix. Bases 264 to 2060 code for a protein of 598 amino acids. Lineage: Eukaryota; Metazoa; Arthropoda; Insecta; Ephemeroptera; Baetidae.
CUCAGUCUCGCUGUGUGUGUUCUGGUGCUCGCACGACGUAGCACGUGAGCCAACUGGGUCCGUCUCUCGCACUCGCCAGCUCGACCCCGGCCGCUCGCUCGCAAGAAUAGACCGCGCGAAUCGCACCCAAAGCACAUUCCGCUGAUUUGAACGUGUACUUCAACUCUGUUGUCGCUCGAGAUAAGCUCUACAGUGUGGCAAGAAACGAAGCAGCUUCCAAUCUGAGCCCAGCGGCCGCCUUACAUACCAAGCAGGUGGUCUCAAUGAAAUAUGAACAACUUCCGGGCAAAAGAAGGUCUAGUCUCCAGAUUGUGUCAUGUAGGCUUGCUAACGCGAUGAGGGCGUUAUGGUGGCUGGUGCCCCUGCUGCUGGGGCCCCCAGCGGGAGCCAUGUGCCCCUCGCAGUGCAUGUGCGACGACGCAUCGCUGGUGGCGUCCUGUGAGAACGCACAGAUCGGAGUCAUGCCCAUACAGUUGAACCCCGAGGUGGAGACGAUCCGGCUCAAGGGCAACAGCAUCACCACCCUCGAGCUGUCUUUGUCCUUCUACGCGCGUGUCCGCUCACUCGACGUUUCAUUCAACCUUCUUCAAAACCUUGGCUCUGGCUUAUUUCAAGAGCAGAGUCGAUUGGCAGAGUUAAACGUGAGCAACAAUGAAAUCACAAUGAUUUUCCCUGAGGCGUUCUCUGGUUUGACCGAGCUGCGUGUCCUCGAUUUGUCCAACAACCAAAUCUCCAGUGCCAGUGAGGGCAGCGUCUGGAAGGGCCUCGAGAGCUUGUGGGAGCUCAAUCUUUCACACAACAGACUGGACGCUCUCGCGGCAAAGGUCCGCCCGAAAUCUUCUACCUCGGACGACGACAAUGACUGCGCGCCGUUGCGUAACCUGCGCACCCUGACGCUGGAUGGCAACCUGUUCUCGUUCCCACCGUCCAACUGCCUGGCCCACCUGGACUCGCUGCGCCAACUCGGGCUGGCUGACAACAGACUGACCUUCAUCGGAGACGAGGACUUCCCCGCUGCCCUUAGUGACCUGCAGGCCCUGAACCUGCAGGGCAACCAAAUCUCCAGCCUGUCACCAAAUUGCUUCGCCAAUCUGUCGCAGCUGCACGCUCUCGACCUAGCGGACAACAACAUUACGUUUGUGCCGACAAACUCGCUAGCUAGGCUGAAAUCCCUUCAGGACCUUGACCUCAGCGGAAACCCCAUUACCAGAAUCGCACCGCUUGCCUUUCAGGCGCUGUUCGAGUUGAGAAGACUGCGAGUGUCUCGUCUGAGUGAGCUGGAGCACAUUGAUCCGCGAGCCCUGGCGGAGAAUGUGCGCCUCGAGGAGGUCCGCCUCGAGUUGUGUCCUCAACUGAAAAGGCUGCCGCCGCGCCUUUUCCACUCCAACCCUUUGCUCACCAGAGUCGCCCUCAGGGGCAACGCGCUGCAGACAAUAGCGCCCGGCGACCUGCCGCACCGCCAGCUGCGCUACCUCGCGCUCGCGGACAACCCUUUCAGAUGCAACUGCUCCCUCCUCUGGCUAUGGAAGCUGGCCAGAAACUCUGCGCAGAAAAUUGCCUCCAGGAACCCAGCGUAUGGCAAUCAUACGCCAGCGUGGGCAGCAACCGCUGGCGGCGCUUCCUGCUGGGAGCCUCUGCCCGUCAGAGGCAUCCCGGUCUACAAGGCGCCUGAAGAGACAGUUGGCUGCGAGGCCUCGUGGGGCACUGUGUUGAUGGUGACUGGCGUGGUCCUCUCGUUAUUCACAGUCACCUGCGCCAUCCUGUUCUACUGCGGCGGUGGCGGCCGGUGGUGCAGACCAGAAACCACCGAUACACCCUCUUCCAGAAGCAAUGGGUUAAAAGAUACAAUCGUGUUGCAGCACUACCCGCAGCCACCCCAAAACAACAUGUACCACCAGCAUCACUUGCUGCACCACCACCACAUGGGUCUGGGCCCGCCACACAUGUGGACCGAUCCGGACCAAGUGGUGCCCCCCGAGUAUGAAUACUCGACCACGGACGGUGGGGUCAUUUCGGUGAAAAAGCCCUCGACGUCCAACUCGCUGGGAGUAUAUGUGUGACAUCCGGCCCGGACCCCGCAUACCACCCUAGUGUAGCCGGGUCCGCCUCUGCCGCCACCUCUCCGCCCCUGACGAACUGUUCCGAGCAAACACCACAUGUUAUGAUUGUUUCCUUUUCAAUAUGCGCAAUAAUGUUGGCUAGUGAUUAGUCUUCCUGGACUGAGAAAAAAAUGUGAGCGUGGCGCACCCUCAUGAGAGCGGAAACCUGCCUGCCAAAAGUGUGUGCCCUCGAUGGUUCACAAGUAAAAAACAUCCCAGCUGAGUGUGAAUAUUUAUAUGAGAAAUUGAGAGAUUCCAGAGCAAAUAUGUGAUCAAGAGGCCAAAAUUAAAUUCAACAAGGAAAUAUUGCGAGAAUAUGGAAUGAAAUAUUUGAAUGGAAAUAAGUUCAUCACAUAUUUUGCUUGGAUAUCUCAAUAAAGUAUCCUGGGCAUAAAAAGACAAACUAAACUAAACUAAAUUAUGGAAACUGAAUCAGCAGCGACUUGUUGGUACAUUCGGAAGGAAAAAAAUCGAAUAUUUUCGCAUUUCUGCAUUGUUUUCGAUAAUAAUAUAUGCCUCUGGCUUGGAGACGUGUGUAAAUAAGCAAAAAACCAAGAAGAAUAAUUUUUAGAUAUCAAUGUAUGUAAAAUAAUCAAAAUGGCGCAAAUUGGAAGUGUAAUAAAAAAUUAGUCAAAGAUACGUUUUGUAUAUAACAAACCGGAAACUCAAUGCUAAAUUUCCACGUGAAAAUUGUGAUGAAUGCCAACUUGUAGCUGCUGCAAAAAGUACACCCUGCCAGUAUAAUAAACAGUCAUGAAAUGCGGCGCUUUUUACUCAAUUAUUAACCAUGGAAAUAUCUCUCGCCAUGUUAUUCUGUUAUUGUAACCAGCCCUCAUAAACAAAACAUAGUGCAAUAAUAAUUAAAUGAAUUAUCAAAGUACAUAUUGUGUAUUUCCAAAUCGCAAGCAAUUAAUAGCAGUAGAUUGUCCAUUUGUUGAAUACCGUUUUGGCUAUCCAAUGAUUUUUUAUGUAAGUCUGACAUAUUCUGUAAAUAAUAAUGAUAUGAAAUUUGUAAGCUUAGAAGUUUGAUUAAUAAAAGAACGUCAUAAAAUCUAAAAA